AUGGCGGCGGCAGAGCGGAGCUGGAACGAACCGCAGCGCCCCCCAGCGGGACGGGGGAGGCGGCGGCAGGUGAUGCCCCUCCCGGGGGGCAGCCGAGACGCAGCAGUGGCGGAGCGGCCCGGCCCCAGCGCCAGCGCCAGCGGCGGAGGCACCGGUGCGGCGGCGGAAAUGGAGUUUGCGAAGCAACCGUGGACGGCCGGGCCCAGCGCCGUGCCCGUCGGCUGGCAGCGGGUGACGAGGCGCAGGCAGGCGGGCAGGACGGCGGGGAGGACUGAUGUGUAUUUCAUCAGCCCUGACGGAAGUAAACUGCGCUCCAAAAGGGCCCUCGCGGAGUACUUCAGGAAAACUGGGGAGACAUCGCUGAAAGUGGAAGAUUUUGAUUUUACAGCCUCUAAUGGGAGGAGGAGAUGUCCGAGGGUGAAAAGCUACAGCACAAAAGCCACGAGAAGUGAUUCAGAGAAUGAGGAUCCUCACAGUCGAGUGCAAGGCCUGCAAAAUGAUGCAGAGGAUGGAAUUCAAAGUGUUCAGGCUGGGAAUGAGCACCUGGGAGACGCUCCAUGCGCUUUGGAAGGCCGAGAGUUGAUCAGGAAAGGCAUGAACCCAGAGGAGUGUUUGAAAACCAAAAAGGGGGCAGAUUUAAAACGUGUUCAGAACAGGAAAGCUGUGAAGAGCUCAGAAGAGAGGGAUCUCGACAGCACCCAGAACAAAAGGCAGAGAAGAGCAGGGAACAAGCAAGAAACGGGCUGCGUACAGAGCAAGAGGCUCUGUAGACAGAGAGACACGAGUGGGGCGGGCAGGCGGGGUGGGGAGGAGCAGGGGGCAGUGCCAGCUUGCUCGCAAAGGGGGCUGCAGGGCCUGACAGAGGAGGAACCUGCAGAGGCAGCGUCUAAAGACACAUAUGCACAGUGUGAGGAGAAAGCCAGCAGGUUGGGAGUAGGGAAAGAGGAAGGUGGAGAGAAUCCAGGUAACCAGAAGUCUAAACCUGAGACUGAAAGGGCUGCUGAUGCCUUGCAGCUGUGUGACAAGAGCAGCUUCACAGCCGUUCAAGUGCUGCCAGAAGAGUCUAUCCCACGGACACAAGUGGAUAGGAGGAAAACAAGUCCAUACUUUUCAAGUAAAUACAGUAAAGAAGCUCCCAACCCGCCUAGAAGGAAGGCCCUCAGAAAAUGGACUCCUCCACGUUCUCCCUUUAAUCUGAUCCAAGAAACACUUUUCCACGAUCCAUGGAAACUUCUCAUUGCAACCAUAUUUCUCAAUAAAACUUCAGGUAAAAUGGCAAUUCCUGUGCUCUGGGAGUUCCUUAAGAAAUAUCCUUCUCCUGAAAUAGCUAGGACUGCAGACUGGAAAGAGAUGUCAAUGCUGCUCAAACCUCUUGGCCUCUAUGAGCUCAGAGCGAAAACAAUCAUCAAGUUCUCAGAUGAGUACCUGAGCAAGCAGUGGAAAUACCCCAUCGAGCUGCAUGGCAUCGGCAAGUAUGGGAACGACUCCUACAGGAUCUUCUGUGUCAACGAGUGGAAGGAGGUACAGCCACAGGACCACAAGUUAAACGUGUACCACGCAUGGCUCUGGGAGAACCGGGACAGACUGUGCAUAGGCUGAGGCAUGGAGAAGGAAAGGCAUCAGGAAGGCACAGCUCCCACCUUCUGGUCUUCACAGCCUUACGUGCUCUGCGCAGUGGGUUACUCUGACCAAGUUCUUACAUGAAGUAUUUAUCUGUGUGUUGCACCCGGCUCAGGUCGUUGUUGUGAUGUCAUGUUUCAAAUCCCUGGGUUUUAAUAAACAUAUCCCAGUUUUUGUA
Messenger RNA from Neopsephotus bourkii (Bourke's parrot), 1798 nucleotides. RefSeq names its product methyl-CpG binding domain 4, DNA glycosylase (gene MBD4). NCBI's taxonomy places the organism in Eukaryota, Metazoa, Chordata, Aves, Psittaciformes, Psittacidae. Gene Ontology annotation, cellular component: nucleus. Bases 1 to 1599 code for a protein of 532 amino acids. The transcript is spliced from 8 exons. The record is from RefSeq and is a predicted model, not a curated record. Gene Ontology annotation, biological process: DNA repair. Gene Ontology annotation, molecular function: pyrimidine-specific mismatch base pair DNA N-glycosylase activity; DNA binding.